GUGAAGAGAUUGUCAGUCAGAGUACAGCCAGUGUCUGUGUUAUAAGUUGCAAGUCUUGAAGUUUCAGUGUUUUCAUUUUGUUAAAAAUGAAUUAAUAUAGUGACAGAAUUUUUUUUUAUCUAGUUCAAUUGCAGAUUUUUUGACAGUUAAUAAUGCCAGCAGCGUCGUCUAUUUACUGGAACUCUAUAGAUUCUCAAAGAUCAUCGAGUUCUGGAGACGCUAGUAAUGCAAGGCAGUACGUCGAUCCUUGGGAUCUUGAAAAUUAUGCUUAUUUGAGAAGACACACUGUCACUGCACCGACACAUAAAUAUCAAGUUCCUCAGACUUCUUACAGUCGCAUGUCACAGCGCCGGGAACCUGAACAUGAAUAUUGGUAUACAAGAGAAUCGUCACGUGAACCAGGAUAUCAUCCUCCAGGAUUGGUUGAAGAUAUAUAUUUUGGUCAAACAAAGCAGUUGAGUAAUUCCCAUUAUCAACCGAUUUAUGAAGAUGAUGCACGUUAUGCAGCUCCAGUGUACGCACCGCUCACCGACCUCGAACAAGCAAAACAAUUCGAGGAUCGACGGCUGAAGGAGGUGUUGAGACGCAAAAAACUUUCACGUACUAGUAUACAUGGAAGAGAAGAAUAUAUUUAUCACAGUACGUCAAACCGACGUGAUUCUGUAGAUAUAAAACCCAAGCCAGCGGCGCGCUCCGAAGAAAAUUGCUAUUUCGAAGUUAUUCAACCGUCUAACAUCGGACUCAGCAAUUACGGGCACCUGAAAAUUGAUUAUACUAACAGUUGGAACUCAUUACAUCGCAAGAUGACUAAAUAAACCGUUUUUAAAUGUGUAAUUAAAUACUAACAGCCUUUUGUAUUUUUUUAAUUUAUAUUAAUGCUCACACUUAAAUUUAAAAACAACUUUUGUUAUUUAAACAUAAAUAUC
Cotesia glomerata is the source of this 926-nucleotide messenger RNA. RefSeq lists its product as uncharacterized. The record is from RefSeq and is a predicted model, not a curated record. The transcript has 4 exons. Lineage: Eukaryota; Metazoa; Arthropoda; Insecta; Hymenoptera; Braconidae. Bases 153 to 815 code for a protein of 220 amino acids.